Messenger RNA from Pelobates fuscus (common spadefoot toad), 3859 nucleotides. It is a transcript of the gene SLC5A7, whose product is annotated as solute carrier family 5 member 7. Gene Ontology annotation, cellular component: synapse; plasma membrane; perikaryon. NCBI's taxonomy places the organism in Eukaryota, Metazoa, Chordata, Amphibia, Anura, Pelobatidae. The transcript has 10 exons. Gene Ontology annotation, biological process: neuromuscular synaptic transmission; acetylcholine biosynthetic process; choline transport. The record is from RefSeq and is a predicted model, not a curated record. The coding region runs from base 386 to 2131 and encodes 581 amino acids. Gene Ontology annotation, molecular function: choline:sodium symporter activity.
AGAUUGGUUUUAUAGCCAGGUCUAUAUGCUGCAAGUAAGGUCUGGAAAGAAGAUAAGAACAUCUUCCCACUGACUGGAACCGGCAAGAUCUGUCUUUCUAUCCUGAUGUCCCCAGAAAGGGAAGCAGAAUGCAGUGUGCCUGGGAGUGAAGGCUGUCUACUUGUAUGAGUAAGAGGAUUGGAGAAGAGCAGGGAUAUCAUCAGGAGCCUUGUGUGCCUGUGUGUGUACAGAACAGAUGCAGAUUGGGGCAGAGAGUGCCUGUGUGUACAGUGUAUGGUUUCUCCUCGAUCAUUGGAAGGAUGCUGAGUUAAAGAAUCUGCUGAUCUAAGAACAGACCUAGGAACAUAUCCCCUCAUGAAAUAAUCAGAUCCAGCUAUCGGAGAAGAUGGGUUUCCACGUGGAGGGACUGAUAGCUAUAAUCAUAUUCUAUUUAGCAAUUCUUUUCGUGGGUAUCUGGGCUGCGUGGAGAACGAAAAACUCGCGUGGUGAUGGAGACCCCAGGGAAGGGAUUAUUGUGGGGGGCAGAGACAUAGGGCUGCUUGUGGGUGCGUUUACAAUGACAGCAACAUGGGUUGGCGGUGGGUACAUUAACGGAACGGCAGAAGCUGUGUUUGUUUCAGACUACGGCCUCGCAUGGGCACAGGCACCCAUUGGCUACGCCAUCAGUCUGGUUGUAGGUGGGUUAUUCUUUGCCAAGCCUAUGCGAUCAAAAGGCUAUGUAACCAUGUUGGAUCCAUUCCAGCAGGUAUAUGGAAAAAGAAUGGGAGGAUUGCUAUUUAUACCUGCCCUUAUGGGAGAGAUGUUUUGGGCAGGUGCAAUAUUGUCUGCUUUAGGUGCUACUAUAAGCGUGAUAGUGGAUAUUAAUAUUAAUAUAUCAGUGAUAGUGUCAGCUUUAAUUGCAACUUUUUACACUCUUGUUGGAGGACUUUACUCCGUGGCCUAUACAGAUGUUGUUCAACUGUUCUGCAUCUUUCUUGGAUUGUGGAUCAGCGUACCUUUCGCAAUAACACAUCCUGCUGUUACAGACAUCACAGUGACAGCCGUUACAAAAGUCUACAAGGAACCAUGGUUAGGCAGCAUACAGUCUGCUGAUAUUUGGUCUUGGUUGGACAGUUUCUUGUUACUGAUACUAGGAGGUAUCCCUUGGCAAGCCUAUUUUCAGCGAGUCUUGUCUGCUUCUUCUGCUACAUAUGCUCAAGUGCUCUCCAUCUUGGCUGCAUUUGGCUGCUUAGUGAUGGCUGUUCCGUCUAUUCUCAUUGGAGCAAUAGGAGCUUCAACAGACUGGAACCAGACAGAUUAUGGUUUACCUGACCCACAGUCCAGAAAUGAAACAGAUAUGAUCUUACCAAUUGUACUUCAGUACCUAUGCCCUGCAUACAUUUCAUUUUUUGGCCUUGGUGCUGUGUCUGCAGCUGUGAUGUCAUCAGCAGACUCCUCCAUUUUAUCUGCAAGUUCUAUGUUUGCCAGGAAUAUCUAUCAGCUGUCAUUUAGACAAAAUGCAUCCGAGAGGGAAAUUGUCUGGGUCCUGAGAAUCACCAUAUUUAUAUUUGGAGCGUCAGCAACCGCCAUGGCCUUACUGGCACAGUCAGUGUAUGGUCUCUGGUAUCUCAGUUCUGACCUUGUGUACAUCAUCAUUUUCCCCCAGCUUCUCUGUGUUUUGUUCAUUAAAGGAACUAACACCUAUGGCUCUAUCGUAGGAUAUGUUUUUGGACUCUUUCUCAGAAUUAGCGGCGGGGAGCCAUACUUGUACCUACAGGCCCUAAUCUGCUACCCUGGUUGCUAUGCUGAUCCUAGAAAUGGUAUAUACUUGCAGAGAUUUCCAUUUAAAACCGUUUCCAUGCUGGCUUCUUUCUUGGCAAAUGUAUGUGUAUCUUACUUAGUCAAAUACUUGUUUGAGAAGGGAACAAUAUCACCAAAAUUAGACUUCCUAAAUGCUGUGAUAGCCAAGCACAGUGACGAAAUCAUGGACAAGACCACUCUAGUAAAAAAUGACAAUAUCAAUUUAUCUGAGUUAGCCCCUGUCAAGCCAAGACACAGCGUUACCCUUCCUACCACGUUCACCAAUAAGGAAGCCAUCAGUGACUUGGACUCCAGCCCAGAAUCUCCAGAGUUGGAAGAUAAGGACAUGUGACAAAGCCAUAAGAACAUUGCUUCUCUCACACUGAAACAAUGAAAACUAUAUUAUACUGAUACUCAUGGGUGAGCAGCGAUUUAGUAAAACCACUUUUUUUUUAACUUAUAAUCAAUGUGCAGUUCAAUAACCGAUUAUAAAAUAAUCACAAUCCAAUGUCAUUGCACAAUACCAAUAUAAUUUCACAAGUGAAAACAGGCUGUUUAACCAUCCCAGAGAUGAAGGCACUUCCUACCCAUUGCUGUUCUAGCAUUGAUUGAUGUUCAGUAUCAUUUUACAUGACAGUACCUAACACGCCAAUUGCACUUUUUAUUGAUUUAGUUACCUUUUUUUUUAAUAUAACUUAGCAAUAAGGGAUUAGGUUAGACCAGUAAAGAGUCUGCAGAAUCUCAUUCCUGCAAAUUGACAGCAUUCCUUUGGCAUGUAACAAUGGUAGGUUAUAUAGAUACAUAGCCUACUUUUGUAGUUUUAUUGUCGAAGCCAAUAUUUCUUAUUCGUAAAGUACAGUUUAGACUUCUCAAGUUUCUUCAUGUUUGGCUUUUUCUCUUUUGUUGUUUGUGUGGUUUAUUGUAAUAUUGUACAAAACACCAGCACUUUUGCACAUUUUUUAUGCGAUUGUUUGAAACCAUUCAUCUUUACAGGGAUUUGUGCAAAUUGGACAUCAGUGUUUGCUACGAUGGCUUUAUUGUAAAUCAGCCUUGUUCUUCCAUAUUAUUUCAACUAUUUUAUAGAUAGACCCUUAUACAUCUGUCCGAUACGUGUCUCUUUUAUGGAUUAUGAAGACAAGCUAUGACUAUGUAUAUAUAAAAAUGUUGAAGUUCAUAAUCACAUAAACAAAUGUGAAUUAGUUAAUAAUUAUUACUUUACUUUAUGCAUAGGCUUAUUUAUAUUUUAUAUCCUUUCAGAUACCAUCAUAAUUGAGUGUGCAAUAAUAAACCACCCAUUUUAAGUGCACGCUUGUUUAUAUACAUUUCAAGUAAUGGCCCACAUUAUCAUACCAAACCCUUAAUUUUUCUGAUGAGGCACUCAUAAUCAAUAACCGCCUGAAAAGAAAAAUGUCCCAAGAUGUCGAUGUAGGUAAUACAGAUGUAGGUUAUACGGAUUCUAUGAACAAAGCCUGGGCCUGAUGUGCUGCUUUUAAAACAUGACAUGCUCUGUUGGAUAGAGUUACAAUAGAACGUUGCUUAAUGUUAUUAAAGAGGAGAUCUAUGUAACACGUAUAUGUAUAUGUAGAAAAUGCCUACUUUUAUAUCAUGAAAAUUAACGCACUCAAUAAUAAUAACAUUGUCUUAACACUUGUCUUACAUUUGUUAUGUCUCUAUGUUGACUAAUCAGAUCAAGUGCUUCUUAAAAUGCAAAUAUUCAGUGCAUGAUAUGAAAUAUAAAAUCAACUUCAGCAAACAUCUAAGUAAAGAUAGGCAAGUGUCUUAAGUAAACAAAAAUUCAAAUCCAGGUUUUCCUCUGGGUUAAAUAACCAUAUCAAUAAGGAAUCACAUGCUUUACCAACUGUCUGUAAAAUUUUACUUUUAUUGCAGCAUUAAAACCCAUACAAAACACUUUAAAUAGAGAAGGCUCAAAAACAAAACAAAAAAAAUAAACUAGACUUGUACACAGUGACAAAAAGCCCGGCACUUGUGGCGGGCUUAUGCAAUGUAUGAUCAUAUACUGUAACUAAACCCCCAUUAUUUAUGCCUGGGCGAGGUGGUUUUAAAUAAAUCUAUUACGUUC